GCUGCGCCAGAAACCCCCUGUUCAAGCUACAGCAUUCCACAAGCAGAAUCAGUUGUGUCCGUUCUUCUACAUACGCCUUGACGCUUAUCUGAACACCCACCGCCUGAACCGCUCCAACCCCUUGCUUGAAUCCCAGGUUGUCAACAUCGCAGUGAAUAGGAAAAGGCCGCUCACGCAUUCAUUCAGCUUGUUCUACCCAUCAAACCUUCGACGUCUAAUAUCACACACAUAACCCCCCGCCGCUGUUCGAUAGAAACCCCCCUCCCCAUAGAAAAAUGUCAGAAACAGCAGCCCCACAGACAGCACAACAGGAGUCUUUCAAGCUUCCAAGACCAUUCUUCCUGAAGGAUGAAGACGUGUCAGGAUCCAAGUUUGAGCCGGUCGACACCUUCAAGGAGACCAAGAACAUCGCCAUCUACUCUGCCAUCUUCCUCGGAGGUAUGCAUGUCAGAAGAUUGCUCCAACACAGAAUGGGUUCAGCAAGACCUGGUCAAGAACGUUAUCUCAAGCUAUUCGAACUCAGUCCAAGACAUUUCGUAUCGGUUCCAUUUGCCCUUGGCACCUACAGCUUCAUCUCCAAUUCCCUGUACAACCUAGACGAAAAGAGAACAACGUUCAACGAAGUGCUUGCCGCCUCUUCGGGUGUCCUCGUUGCCACAAUCUUCAAACAAUCUCCAUUGAACCAGAAGGUAGGUUUAGCCCUCGGUAUGGGCGUCUUUGUGGGUCUAUUCAAGUGGGCUGGUGGAUUGGUCGACUCCUACGACUCUAACUACACAUACAUGUAUCAAACGGACAAAAUUCACAACCAAGAAUCAAAUAAAUCACUAGACGAAGAUUUCGCAAACGGUACCUACAAGAAGCAAGGCUUCUGGGAACUUUUGUACAGAAAGCCUCUCAGUGAAACCAUCGAAGAUCUCGGUGAAGGUAGAGGCAUUGGUAAGUUAUAAUCCUAAAUUGACUCCAUACCACUUACCAAUAUCCCUGUACUUCUUCAUAACCUCUCCUUCUAUAUAUUUAUUUAUUCAUUAUCUAUUUAUUCAUUUAUCUGCA
Molecule: messenger RNA, 1050 nt
Organism: Pichia membranifaciens NRRL Y-2026
Lineage: Eukaryota; Fungi; Ascomycota; Pichiomycetes; Pichiales; Pichiaceae
Exons: 1
Coding region: 276-947 (223 amino acids)
Source: RefSeq, a predicted model, not a curated record